CUCUCCCUGAACCUCACUCAAUCCCGCACCAUGGCUACCGAAAUCCCCAAGAUCAAGGUUAAGAACCCCGUCGUGGAACUCGACGGUGAUGAGAUGACCCGUAUUAUCUGGCAGGACAUCAGAGAAAAGUUGAUUCUUCCUUUCCUGGACAUCGAUCUCAAGUACUACGACCUGGGUCUCGAGUACCGUGACCAGACCGAUGACCAGGUCACCAUUGACGCUGCCGAGGCCAUCAAGCAGUAUGGUGUCGGUGUCAAGUGCGCCACCAUCACCCCCGAUGAGGCUCGUGUCGAGGAAUUCAAGCUGAAGAAGAUGUGGCUGUCUCCCAACGGUACCAUCCGUAACAUCCUCGGCGGUACCCUCUUCCGUGAGCCCAUCGUCAUCCCCCGUAUCCCCCGUCUCGUCCCCGGCUGGACCAAGCCCAUCAUCAUUGGCCGUCACGCCUUUGGUGACCAGUACCGUGCCAAGGACCGUGUGAUCCCCGGCCCCGGCAAGCUGGAGCUCGUCUACACCCCCGCUGGCGGCCAGCCCGAGUCCAUCGAGGUCUACGACUUCCAGGGUGGCGGUGUUGCCCAGACCCAGUACAACACCGAUGAGUCCAUCCGCGGCUUUGCCCACUCCAGCUUCCAGAUGGCCCUGCUCAAGGGUCUCCCCCUGUACAUGAGCACCAAGAACACCAUCCUGAAGAAGUACGACGGCCGCUUCAAGGACAUUUUCCAGGAGAUCUACGAGACCACCUACCAGAAGGAGUUCGACGCCAAGAAGAUCUGGUACGAGCACCGUCUGAUUGACGACAUGGUCGCUCAGAUGAUCAAGAGCGAGGGUGGCUUCGUGAUGGCCCUGAAGAACUACGAUGGUGAUGUCCAGUCCGACAUCGUCGCCCAGGGCUUUGGAUCCCUCGGUCUGAUGACCUCGACCCUGGCCACCCCUACCGGCGAGGCGUUCGAGUCCGAGGCCGCGCACGGCACGGUGACCCGUCACUACCGCGAGCACCAGAAGGGCCGCGAGACGUCGACCAACCCCAUUGCCUCCAUCUUCGCCUGGACCCGUGGUCUGGUGCAGCGUGGCAAGCUGGACGAGACGCCCGACGUGGUUGCGUUCGCCGAGGAGCUGGAGCGCGCGUGCGUGGACGUGGUGAACGACGAGGGCAUCAUGACCAAGGACCUGGCGCUGGCUUGCGGCCGCAAGGACCGCGAGGCGUGGGUGACGACCCGCGAGUACAUGGCUGCGGUGGAGCGCCGACUCAAGUCCAACCUCAAGGCCCGCCUCUAAAUACCCACGUCGUUGACAUUGCAUUGAUACACUAACGCUAGCGAGACUCGCCGAGUCGAAUGUCUUUUUUUUUUUUUU
Aspergillus heteromorphus CBS 117.55 is the source of this 1350-nucleotide messenger RNA. RefSeq names its product NADP-dependent isocitrate dehydrogenase. Gene Ontology annotation, molecular function: NAD binding; isocitrate dehydrogenase (NADP+) activity; magnesium ion binding. Gene Ontology annotation, biological process: isocitrate metabolic process. NCBI's taxonomy places the organism in Eukaryota, Fungi, Ascomycota, Eurotiomycetes, Eurotiales, Aspergillaceae. Gene Ontology annotation, cellular component: mitochondrion. The transcript is spliced from 8 exons. The record is from RefSeq and is a predicted model, not a curated record. Bases 31 to 1272 code for a protein of 413 amino acids.